AUGAUCAUAUUUCUUGGAAAAAUCGACGCUACUGGAUGUUUUUCAUAUUACUUUUGGGGGGAAACUGAGACAAAAGAAUAUUGGAAUUCAUCUCACAUUCCUCGAGAAUAUUACACAAGAGAAAAGAAAUAUUUCGAUACUGAUGUAGUCACACCUCAUGAAAGAGAAAUAAAAAAAUUCCACAGACGAAGCGAUAUCCCAACGGGAGGAAUGAGGAACCCAAUAAUCCGACGCUCACCCGAUGGCAAGAGUGAAGAUGCGCUAACCUUCCGCCAAUAUUCCUCACACGCCUUUCAAGUCGACCCUAGUCUUAAUUGUCAAAGAAAUUUCAAUGCAUUCGCCUCUGCCAACCUCCUCGACGGCCUAGAACACCACGGCCACCAUGGAGAACACGGAGAGCACGGAGACCACGCGCAUGGAGAACACGCUCAUGGUGAACACGGCGACCAUGCUCAUGGAGAACAUGGGGAUCAUGCUCAUGGUGACCACGCCCACGGUGAACACGGCGAUCAUGCGCAUGGAGAACAUGGAGAACACGCCCACGGUGACCACGGCGCUGGAGAUGCCCAUGGAGAACAUGCCCAUGGCGAGGCUCAUGACCACAGCCACGACAAUGUCCAGGUGAACCAGGACCCCUUCGCCAGCGCCCUCGCCAGCGAGCUCGGCGGCGGCUUCCUCUCCUUCCCGACCGACGAGCCCGUCGAGUUCUCCACCGCGCCCGCGCCCGCCACCGCCGCCCCCGCCUUCAGCUCCUUCGAACCCGCCGCGCCGUCCUUCGAGCAGGUGGCCCCCGCCCUUGAACCCGCCGCGCCGUCCUUCGAGCAGCCCGCAGCCGCCGAGACGCCCGCGACGCCGACCUUCGCCCCGGCCGCCGCCAACAGCCUCCAGUUCGCUGAAGAACCGAAGAGCAACGACAUCGCGGCGGCGGCGUCGUCUGCGGCAGGAGAAGCGAAGCAGCUGGACAGCGGCAGCGCCCCCUCGGCCCGCUCCUCCGAAUACCCCGAGUACGCUGUCGUGCCCCGGACGUCGUUCAGCUGCGCCGCGCAGGAGACCGGCGGCUACUUCGCGGACCCCGAGGCGGAGUGCCAGGUGUUCCACAUCUGCCUGAACGGCCAGAACAUGGGCUCCUUCCUGUGUCCGAACGGCACGCUCUUCCACCAGCAGUACUUCGUGUGCGAUUGGUGGUACAACGUGGACUGCGCCGCCGCCACGCAGAGCUACGGCCUCAACGCCCAGAUCGGGGUCGUGCCGGAGUAGCCUUUUCCUCUCCCUGCCUUCCGUGGGUCAAAGUUGUCGCCCGCGGAUGACUAGAUUCUCAUUCCUUUCCCUCGAAGUGUUGGGAAGGUGAUUUUUUUUUUGCAUUCGGAAAGGGAGUUGAAUAUAUUUGUGAUUCUGUGGGAGUUUAGGCUCGAAAAAAAUGGAUUCGAGAAAGCAAGUCAUAUGUUAGGAUAUAUUUUUUGGUCUAAUUAUCUCAUUUGCUUUCUUUUUUUUCUCUUCAGAAAGAAAAUAAUGCAAUAGUGUUCUUGCGCAUAGUGAUAUCAUAUCAAUAGAUUGCCUGGCGGCUCCCUUCCCCCCCCCUUCUACUACAUUUCAAACCCGUAGUGUAGAAUCAGCGAACUCGCCCCUCGAAAACAAAAAAACAAA
This is a messenger RNA of Penaeus monodon (black tiger shrimp), 1644 nucleotides long. RefSeq names its product sperm acrosomal protein FSA-ACR.1-like. The transcript has 6 exons. Gene Ontology annotation, molecular function: chitin binding. The coding region runs from base 1 to 1257 and encodes 418 amino acids. NCBI's taxonomy places the organism in Eukaryota, Metazoa, Arthropoda, Malacostraca, Decapoda, Penaeidae. The record is from RefSeq and is a predicted model, not a curated record. Gene Ontology annotation, cellular component: extracellular region.